This is a messenger RNA of Marasmius oreades (fairy-ring Marasmius), 1375 nucleotides long. RefSeq lists its product as uncharacterized. Bases 414 to 1343 code for a protein of 309 amino acids. The transcript has 10 exons. The record is from RefSeq and is a predicted model, not a curated record. Lineage: Eukaryota; Fungi; Basidiomycota; Agaricomycetes; Agaricales; Marasmiaceae. Gene Ontology annotation, molecular function: ubiquitin protein ligase activity. Gene Ontology annotation, biological process: protein ubiquitination.
CGGCUAGUGACCGCCAGUGACUUGCUCAACACUGGUCCUAUCAAAAGUGUAAGCAGAACCACGACACGCAGAGUCGUGAUCACAGAGUAAGCGCCCAGUCUUUUCCCUUCCGCGUCGUCUCCAUCGUCUCGCUCAACGUCCAGCCGCACAGUUAGUUCACCUGUCACUCCUUGUUAACAGCUAAUACUUUAGAUCUGACUUGCGUCCUGAUUGGAGAAAUGCUAAUAAUAAGUAGCCAACGAUAUAUAGCUUUGGACUUAGCCUAAUCCUCAGGCCUCAAGACCUGAUCAGACACAUCAUCCACGCAUCCUGCACGAGGUCAUUGGGAUUGAAGCCAGAUCCAUGCGUAGAGGCGCACCUAAUAUCGCCCCUCUUCGUAUCUCUCUUCGGAUCCUCCAUCUCCCCCAACAAACAUGUUGAUAUCCCAUCCGUCUAGUUCUUGCGAUGUGUGCUUGGAACCUUAUCGAUUCGAGUCAGACGGUUCUCUGGGGGUCAAUAAACGCCACCCUCACGUACUUCCUUGCGGCCAUGUCUUCUGUAAAGGAUGCUUGGACGGCAUUAUCGUAGCAUCGGAGAGCGACUGGAAAUGCCCCAUGUGUAGACACCCCUUUCGGCUUGCAGAUGCAAUCUCGAAACUACAUAUCGAAGGAUUGGAAGAAGAAGCCAGUGAUGAUUUACUACGAGCUCUAUACGAGGCAUGGGACUCUACUAAUGGUAGUCAUCUGAACGAUUUGGUCGUCCGAGCUGAAAAAAUGCUGCAAGGAAAGGAGGAGAUUGAGCAUGUUGGCCUGCGAAUUGCCUUGAAGGCUUUAUCUGAACGCAAAGCUAGGCGGUUCGAAGUGACAGAGAACGAGCGUAUUAUCCGCACAUACAGAAGGAUGCUAGGGAGUUCAACUCGAUCGGAGCAAGAAGAUCGUGUCGAGGAUGAGGAAGAAGUUGGUAGUGUAUUCACCGAAGUUGGGGAUGUGUUUCAAGGGCGGGACAAGAAUAAGUGUUCAGGCCCAGGCUUGUGGACGGCUCAGGCUUCUCGGAAACCACAGCACUGGAAGAGUCCUGGAAAACAAAGCCUAAACGGACGAAGAAAAUCAAAAUCAUCUCCGAUCCUCGAAGAAACGACACUCGACGUUGCAGCUUUGAGAAUCGACGACGAUGGUACUGAAAAGGAGAAGACAGAAAAAGCCUCGAGUCCGAAAGUACAGGAUCCAAUCAGAUUUAAGAAUACGCAACACGAAAGACGAAAGUCUUUGGGCCCUGGCAUUUCCCUAAUGUCGAACAGCACUUCAUCAAAGGCCAACGACAAGGACAUAUAUUAUUCUCGAAGACUUAGUUUGUUGUUUCGAUGAGUUGCUGUACGCUUCUCUUCCCGCCGUUACCC